AAACUCAACGCAAGCAACUCACAGCAAUGCAGUGCUUAAGUUUCUAAACAUCACAACGGAUUUCCCAGCACUUUUCAUCACGAAGCCACUCAAACAAUCAAAGGACUUUAAACACUGCAACAUUUCAGAAUCACGGAAUCAUGCCACGGUCGUUUCUGGUGAAAAGUAAGAAGUCUUAUAAUGUGCAUCGACCAAACGACACCGAACAAGCUCCGCAGAAACUCCCGGAAUCAGAAACCAAAACAAUCCCAGUGCUGGUCCCUCUGGAACCAAAAGAGUGUAAAUCCCCAGAGCGGCCUCAGGUAGAUCCAGUGACCCGUCCGUCCCACAGAGACCCGUAUGACUUCAUCAAGUGUGAGCGAGAGCCUGACUGCCCAAUCCCAUCACUCCCCGAGCUGCCUGCCGCCACCAGACGCCCCUUUUACAUAUCCGAGCCUCAGCUGGCAGAGUUUCCUCCAUACUACAAGAGCUCUUUUGGCUGGGAUCAUGGUCCGGCCUCAUAUCAGGAGUUCAGACAUAUGGGCUUUUCUCCGUCUCUCCUCCAUCACGCCAGCAGUCUGUAUGGAGCUCAUCUGAAGCAGAGCACAGAGCCACAGCCGCUGGACUGCAGCACUCACUACUCACCCUCCUCCAACACAUACCACUGCAUCACCUGUGACAAGGUGUUUUCCACGCCUCAUGGGCUGGAGGUUCAUGUCCGCCGCUCUCACAGUGGUACAAGACCUUUUGAAUGCAGCAUCUGCAGAAAGAGCUUCGGCCAUGCAGUCAGCCUAGAGCAACAUAUGAACGUCCACUCACAGGAAAGAAGCUUUGAGUGCAAAAUGUGUGGUAAAACCUUCAAGCGCUCCUCGACCUUGUCCACUCACUUGCUGAUCCACUCAGACACACGGCCAUAUCCCUGUCAAUACUGCGGGAAACGCUUCCAUCAGAAAUCCGACAUGAAGAAACACACCUACAUCCACACAGGUGAGAAACCUCACAAAUGCCAGGUGUGUGGCAAAGCCUUCAGCCAGAGCUCCAACCUCAUCACGCACAGCCGCAAACACACCGGAUUCAAGCCGUUUGGCUGUGAGAUCUGCUCCAAAGGCUUUCAGAGGAAGGUGGAUCUUCGCAGACAUCACGAGAGCCAGCACAGCCUUAAAUAACAGAAGUUGAUGGACAAUGAGGGGGAAAUGAAGGCGACAGAUGGCUGUUAUAUGCAAGCAAAAGCUCCUGUUUCAUAGGAAAUUGUUUCUAAGUAAACUCGAGUUUAAGGAAUCGUUAACGCACAAAACAAAAGUCAAAUUCCAUCAUCGUUUACUCACUCUGUUGUUGGUAAUAUAAAAUGAAAUUGUUAAUGGAAAAAGAGCUCAAAUUAAAGGGAUUUUUAAGUAAUUUUGAUAUUUUAUAUAAAAAUACUUUAAUAAAUGCUGGUAAUGACUGACAUAGUUAUUUUUUUUACAACUGUGGAAGUCCUACUGGGUGAAUAAAUGGGUGCCAUCAUUCAGCAUUCUUCAAAAUAUCUUCUUUUGUGUUCAACAGAAGAAAGAAACACUUAAAGGUUUAAAACCCAUGAAGUAAAAUAAAUGAUGACAGAAUUUCCAUUUUUGGGUGACCAAUCCCUUUAAAACUACACUGUAAACCCUGCUGUUGUCUGUACUAAAAAUAUUAAGUUAAUAUAACUUAACAUUACUUAAAAUAUCAAGUUUUGGCAUCAAAACUUAAACAGGUGUGUUUAACUUACUCUUUAGGCAGCAAAAAACUUCUGUGUCUCUGUUUAAAAUGAUUAGUUGCGCUUGAAAUUCUGCCCUGACAACUGCGCUGAUUGGUCGAUAUUUGUUAUGUGACACAAGGUAGUCAUUUUGCUUGUGAUGCUGAAUUUUGCUGAAGCGCAGCAGGACAGAGGCUCUACCUGAACCCAUCUGACAAAAGAGAAAAGUUAAAUUAGUAAGUAGAUAUUUAAAUGCUUAUAUACAUUUUCUUAAUUAAUAUACACGCAGGGGCGACACGGUGGCUUAGUGGUUAGCACUGUCGCCUAACAGCAAGAAGAUCGCUGGUUCGAGUCCCAGCUGGGUCAGUUGGCAUUUCUGUGUGGAGUUUGCAUGUGUUCGUGUGGGUUUCCUCCAGGUGCUCUGGUUUCCCCACAAUUCCAAAGACAUGCGCUAUUGGGUAAGCUGUAGUGUAUGUACUGGUCCUCCACGUUGUGGCAUGAGUGUUGGGCUAACGACCCACCGCGUAAAAAUUAGAUGUUACAAAACACCAACAAGGUGUGGUUAAAUAUCAACUUUGAUAUAAACUGCCUUGGGAGUAAGUAAAGAAUAUAAAAGCUAAAAAAUUUGGAAGUUUAGUCUAAUAGCCAUUUUAAGUUAUCUGUAAUUUAACAUUUAAGUAAAUUCAAUGAAGAGACCACAUUUGGUCAACUCAAUUAAUCGAGUUGCCAAUUUCCUAUUACUCAAAUCAACUGAGGGAAUCACUUUCCUCAAAUUAUUUGAGUAGUCUCAACUUACUAGGGUUUACAGUGUAGAGUCAUAAAAAUGACAAAAGAACAUGGCAUUAAAAUAAUAAAAUGGGACAAUAAUCUUAAUUUCACCCCUAUGCCAGUUACAGAGCUUUAAGCUGACUUAAAACUGAUUGUCUGUAUUCUGACCAAUAAUUCAUCAAAGCUACAAUCUGACCAGGAAAAUACACAAUAAAUGUCAAUUUAACUAUUAAGUCAUCCAAAUGUACACCAUGAAGGACUUCAAAGAUUUUUCUGUUAUUUGUAAUCAUAUUUCUUUUUAAAUGCAUUAAAAUAUUCUGUUUAUUUUCAGAUUGAACCUUUUUUGU
Molecule: messenger RNA, 2805 nt
Organism: Danio aesculapii
Lineage: Eukaryota; Metazoa; Chordata; Actinopteri; Cypriniformes; Danionidae
Gene: gfi1b
Product: growth factor independent 1B transcription repressor
Exons: 7
Coding region: 141-1145 (334 amino acids)
Biological process (GO): regulation of transcription by RNA polymerase II
Molecular function (GO): RNA polymerase II cis-regulatory region sequence-specific DNA binding; DNA-binding transcription factor activity
Source: RefSeq, a predicted model, not a curated record